Aspergillus oryzae RIB40 is the source of this 1572-nucleotide messenger RNA. RefSeq lists its product as uncharacterized. NCBI's taxonomy places the organism in Eukaryota, Fungi, Ascomycota, Eurotiomycetes, Eurotiales, Aspergillaceae. The record is from RefSeq and is a predicted model, not a curated record. The coding region runs from base 1 to 1572 and encodes 523 amino acids. The transcript has 2 exons. Gene Ontology annotation, cellular component: cytoplasm. Gene Ontology annotation, molecular function: guanyl-nucleotide exchange factor activity.
AUGCCGCCUAAAAAGAGCACGUCCAAAGCUUCUGCGAAGCCAUCCAAAAGCACCACAAAUACAAAUAAGGCUUCUGCCACAAAAACUGCAGCAAAGGAACGGCCUGCGAAAGCUAGCGCAUCCAAGUCUAAAGGCGGCGAUGCGCGCACAAAGACUACUAAAGCUGCGCGCACAACAGCCCCCAAACGUAAAGCUGAAGCUGUUGAGGAGCCUAUUCGCGAAAUCAAAAAGGCACGCGUUGUCGAACCUCGUGUUACAAAGCAAAAGCCGAAAGUGGUUAUCAACCAUGCCCCGACGACUCGACUUAAUGUUUACGUUUGUGGUGAAGGCAGCUCAGGUGAACUUGGCCUUGGACCGGAAAGGAAUGCCGUCGAUGUAAAGCGGCCACGUCUUAAUCCUUACCUGUCAGCAGAUAAGGUUGGUGUAGUGCAGGUCGCUGUUGGUGGUAUGCAUUGCGUCGCUCUCACCCAUGAUAACAAGAUCCUUACCUGGGGUGUGAAUGACCAAGGUGCGCUUGGAAGGGAUACUACGUGGGAUGGAGGCUACAAAGAGGUUGAAGAUAACAAGAGUGAUGCCGACUCAGACUCAGAUGAUGAUCCGGCUCUCAACCCAUACGAGUCAACCCCAACUGCUAUUCCCUCUGAUACUUUCCCUGAAAGUACUGUUUUCGUUGAAGUUGCUGCCGGGGAUAGCUCGAGUUUCGCCCUCACAGAAGACGGCCAAGUAUACGGCUGGGGCACGUUCAGAAGUAACGAUGGUAUCUUGGGAUUCGAUAGUACUCAUACAGUCCAACCGACUCCAACUUUAAUUCCCUCGCUGAAGAAGAUAAAGCAUCUGGUAUGCGGCGAUAACCAUGCCCUCGCCUUGGAUGAGAGGGGUGCUGUCUUCUCCUGGGGGUCCGGUCAACAGAACCAGUUAGGACGUCGCAUUAUCGAGCGAAAUCGAUUGAACGGCCUUCAGCCACGUGAAUUUGGCCUGCCCAAGAACAUUAUACAUGUCGGGAGUGGCGCGUUCCAUUCAUUUGCUGUCCAUCAAUCCGGGAAGGUUUAUGCUUGGGGCCUGAAUAGUUUUGGAGAGACGGGUAUUCAGGCGGGUGCUGGUGGUGACGAGGCUGCUAUUGUUCAUCCUACUAUUGUUGACUCAUUGUCAGGGAAAAAUAUUAGUCAAGUUUGUGGUGGUGCUCAUCACUCGAUUGCUGUUGCUGAUGGCGAGCAAUGCCUCGUAUGGGGUCGGUUAGAUGGUUUCCAGACAGGUUUGAAAGUCGAUACACUUCCUGAGGAAGCCGUUAUCAAAGAUGAACGUGGGCGACCCCGGAUCUUGAUCGAACCUACCCCUGUUCCAGGAAUUAAAGCAAGCACUGUCGCAGCUGGAUCGGAUCAUUCGAUCGCUAUUGAUACUGAUGGCCGUCCUUGGUCUUGGGGCUUCUCCGCCACCUAUCAGACAGGCCAAGGCACUUCGGAUGAUAUUGAGGUGGCAACAAUUGUCGAAAACACUGCUGUUCGUGGAAAAAAGCUCAACUGGGCCGGCGCAGGUGGACAGUUUUCAGUAUUCACUGAGCCAGUGGCCCUGUGA